Messenger RNA from Drosophila willistoni, 2152 nucleotides. RefSeq lists its product as uncharacterized. The record is from RefSeq and is a predicted model, not a curated record. The coding region runs from base 8 to 2122 and encodes 704 amino acids. Gene Ontology annotation, molecular function: protein binding. The transcript has 4 exons. Lineage: Eukaryota; Metazoa; Arthropoda; Insecta; Diptera; Drosophilidae.
ACCCGCAAUGCCAAGAGCUACUGACACCGACAUCGGGGAGGACCAUCUUAUAGACGAGAAUGGUGGCGCCUUAAGAUUUCGCACUUUUUACCGAGGAAGUGUAAAACAAAAUUCGGUCCAUGAAUUUCUAUCGUCUACCACGGAUGGUGACAAUAUUGCCCUCCUGGGAUCGACAACGUCCCUCGUUACCCUGGAGAUGACGAGCAAGGCGAAUUGCCGGCUUCCCUUUCCCUAUGUUGUCGCGAGUUUGGAUUUACCCAGCAAUGGACGCAGACCCUUAGAUGAGUUGGCCAAACAGGCAAAUCUCCCAUUUAUUUACGAACAGUGCCAUGUCCUGGAAGCUCAGCAGUUUACCUUGGAGCCCGUCUAUGUGGCAAUCUUCUCGACAGAAUUACCAAAACCUAAACUGAUAGCAGCCAAAUGGUCACCACAGAUAUUGCCCAAUAAACAAAUGCUUUUGGCCUCUCUCAAUAGCCAUGGAGUAUUCCUGUUGCUCACUAAACCGUCAGAAUGUACUCGCUGGAAGGAACUAAAUGGUCUUGAUGUGGCAGUCCACCUAAGAGACGUUCUGCAGAAACCCUAUAAGGUGAAUCCUUCAGAGAUAAACAAUUUUCAAGAUUAUCAACAUUUUAUAGAUCGCAGUUGGAUCACCAUAAUGGCCUGGGGUCCAACCAAAUUGCGUUUAUUCAGUCACACUCUUAUAUUGGGUACUGCAAGUGGGCACAUUUGGGUGCUUAGUCUGUCUCCAGAUGGUGGGCGUCUUUUGGAUCACUGGCAGAUGCAGACGGAUUUGAAUCGCAUUUGCUUUCUGCAAGUAUUCCAGGAUCUGCUAUUAGUUGGUGAUGUCAAUGGUCUGGUUAAUCUAUAUAAUUUCGCCUCCGCCUCGCUGGAAUUGACAUUGGUUAAGAAUCUUUGGCUGAAAUCAGAUCGCAUGGGUAUACAGCAAGCUGAGAUAACCCAUUGCAGAAAUAGAAAUUGCACCUACAUAACAUUUUGUAAGGGAGCACAUCUGCUCACCUGGUGUGAACAGAGCGAUGGCAAUUGGCUAGAGACACGUUUCUAUGUGGGCGGCAUGAAGAUAACAGCUCUUGCGGGAAUAACCAGCAACAGCUACAUCUUAGCCACGGCUCAGAGUAAAAUCUAUAAAAUUCAAGUGGUUCACAAGUCCAACAAUCAUUUGUCUCUUACCAUGAAACCUCUGCAGAUAAAAAGCUGUGAAAAUUAUCAAAUACUCGGGCUAUUCAAUAGUCGACAUAAGAAUCUGUAUACGGCAGUCCUUUCACCGAAAAAGGAGUACUUGCAAACCACUUCGAAAUUGCGAAAUAAAUUGCAUCUACAUGUGGGCAGCAUACAUCAGCGUGAUCCCCUGAUUCAGCUCGCUGCCAAUCUAAAACUCCAUGAGCCCAUCAAUUCCUCAGCCGAUCUGCUGGCUGAGGUUCGCCUCACUUUGUUCUUCAAGAAGAGUAUGCAAAAAUAUUUAAAUUUUAGUUCGCUCGAGUAUUUGCAAUUCCAUCAAAGGGCCACAGAGGCACAGCUGCAGCAUUUACAAUUGGUCUAUCAUAUCCUAACACCCAUUUAUGAAAUGCAAACAAAAAUAUUUCAAUAUUCCUGCCGUAAUGAGAACACAAAAUGCCGAUUGGAUUUGCUACUUGCCAUGUUGACCACAACUCAUAUGCGUUUGAGACUACAGUAUUUGGCCAGUUUAAGUGCGAAGGAUCUAACCCCAUUCCAAAUACUAGCCAGCCAAAAAAUGUUUAAAGAAUUUGCACGUUUGAAGCGGAAAUUGCAAAUCAAUCUGAAUGCCGAGGAACAUCCAGAUGAUAUCAUAACGCGACACUUUCUUGAUCAAAUGGAUAUACAUUUUGAAGAUCUGCGAGAACAGCUCAAUGUUAAAGCGGAAAAGGAUGAGCAACAUAUUCAGCUGGGGCAGUCUUUACUCCUUUGUAGCAUAUCCUAUGUUGAGAUGCCCCUUAGUCUGGAUCGUUGCUAUUGCACUUUGUGUUCACGCCCAAUCUUGAUGAACAAGCAGAAUCUUGAACAACUUUAUGAAAACGGACCAAAAAUCUUAAUCUUUUGUCCAUUCUGUCAUGGCAGCUAUAAAUACGAUUUAGUAAAUUCAUGAUAAACAUUAAAUUUUAUUCGCAAACUAAAA